AGAGAGAAGAAGGAGAUCGAUGUCGGACGAGGAGCACCACUUGGAAUCGAAGGCCGACGCCGGCGCAUCGAAGACCUACCCUCAGCAAGCUGGCACUAUUCGAAAGAACGACUACCUCGUUAUCAAGGAGAGGCCCUGCAAGGCUGUUGAGGUUUCAACUUCCAAAACAGGCAAGCACAGUCAUGCGAAGUGUCACUUUGUGGUAAUUGAUAUCUUCAAUUCGAAAAAGCUUGAAGAUAUUGUGCCUUCCUCCCACAACUGUGAUGUUCCUCAUGUCAACCGCACUGAUUAUCAACUCAUAGACGUAUCUGAAGAUGGUUUCGUGAGUCUUUUGACUAAAAAUGGAAACACCAAAGAUGACUUGAGGCUUCCAACUGAUGACAAUCUCCUUACCCAAAUAUGUGAUGGGUUUGCUGAUGGGAAGGAUCUGGUUGUGACUGUGAUGACUACUAUGGGAGAGGAACAAAUUUGUGCUCUAAAGGACAUUGGCCGCAAAAACUAA
Asparagus officinalis (garden asparagus) is the source of this 502-nucleotide messenger RNA. Its product is annotated as eukaryotic translation initiation factor 5A-2-like. Gene Ontology annotation, biological process: positive regulation of translational termination; positive regulation of translational elongation. The record is from RefSeq and is a predicted model, not a curated record. The transcript has a single exon. Gene Ontology annotation, molecular function: ribosome binding; RNA binding; translation elongation factor activity. NCBI's taxonomy places the organism in Eukaryota, Viridiplantae, Streptophyta, Magnoliopsida, Asparagales, Asparagaceae. The coding region runs from base 20 to 502 and encodes 160 amino acids.